Messenger RNA from Coccidioides posadasii C735 delta SOWgp, 502 nucleotides. RefSeq lists its product as uncharacterized. The record is from RefSeq and is a predicted model, not a curated record. Lineage: Eukaryota; Fungi; Ascomycota; Eurotiomycetes; Onygenales; Onygenaceae.
GUAUUAUCCACAUCCGUCUCUCGCAAUGAGCCAGCUGCCACUAUCCCCUCCGCCGGAGCCACGGUUGGAGCCUCAACAGCCGGUCCCGCUCACUGCGAGUGUUCGUAUCACCCCGAUCCACGAACUCCUCCCCGACAUCCGCGUGCCUGCCGAACCGCUGCCGCCUCAUCGAUACCAUCCCGUCACCUGCGCGCCGCUCGAUGUCGUCGAACUCAGCUUAGAACUGCAGCAACUUCGAAAGGAACACACCACACCCGUUGCUGCUCUGAAGGCGCAGAGGGAGCUCGCCAAAGAAGUUAAACGGCGGAUGGAACAAACGGAAGCGAAAAUGGACAGUAUCCAAAAGCAGAUGAAGAGGAAGAAAGAAGAAAGAGAUACCGAAAGACGGGUAUUCUCGAAAAUUAAGAAGGAGAAAGAAGGAAAGAUGUGAUUGCUUUAAGAUGACGUAUUGCACCCCCUGACGGCGUUACGUUGAUGCUAUGAUCGAGCCUACUUUAUUUAC